Messenger RNA from Meloidogyne enterolobii, 2715 nucleotides. Lineage: Eukaryota; Metazoa; Nematoda; Chromadorea; Rhabditida; Meloidogynidae. The record is from the annotation of a GenBank genome assembly.
UUGCGUACUUAUUGCUGUGUACCUUUUAGCCGCAGGCCUGUUAAUCUUUAUUUCUUGACUUAUGUAUUUGCCGUUUGUUGUUUUUUCGAAUCUGUUGUCCUCUUACUAAUGAAAAACAAAUUUUGUAUUAAAUGUGGAACAUUAAAUACAGAUUUAAAAGGAUAGCCACUUUGAAGUUAAUCACAUUUUUGCUACUUUUUGCUUGUUUUAUUUGCUCAACGUUUUUAAUUUACAACCAAUUGCCAUACUCAAAAACGUUUGUAAAAUUUAUAAAUUUGUUGAAAUCCUCAAAUUUUCAACGUAAAAUUGUUUUGUUGAUCCCAAUCUUUUAUAGCCAAAAUACAAAAUUUGAAUGUUAUGAUCGUUUCCGCCCAUUUGUUACUAACGAGGAGAAACGUGUCUUUCAAUCAAUUCGAUUAGAACAUGUUCGUUUACUGGAAAAGUUUGAACAGACCUCCGAGAAGUUAGAUGCAAUAAAUAAAUUGAUUCCAAUUAAAGAAGCAGAACUCAGGGAAAUUCAAAUUUUUAUCAAAGAGCUGGAUUUAUCACGACGUGAAUAUAGUGAUAAACGAAGUGUUCAAUUAAAACUGCCUCAUUCUCCUCUUGAAGAAAAUCGAAGAGAAGAGCCCGAAAAGAAAUUUUCAAAUUUUAAUUUAUUUGAAGAAAGCAUUGAUUUUAGUCGUUGUUCAAUUACUAAAGGAUUAAAGAUAUUUUUAUAUCCUCUAUCAAAAAACAGCUCAAAAUUGGCGAAGAGAUUUUAUUUGGAAUUUCAACAUCAAAGCGUUCAAAGAAUUACUUCAAAUCCUGAUAAUGCCUGUCUAUUUAUUGCUUUUUUGGAUUAUGGAAAAAAACUUGAAAAAUUAAAUUAUUUUGGGCUGAAUGGAAGAAAUCAUCUUUUAAUUGAUUUGAGUCGGGAAUUGAGUCCGACUGAUGUCCAGGCUUCUAUGCUUAUUUCUUCCAAAAAUUUCAGGAAUUUAAGACACUCUAUGGAUCUCAACAUUUUUAUGUCUGUUCCAGAUUAUGAUCCAAAUCGUUUGCUUUAUUUAUCUCCACUUUUGCCUUUAUUCAAAAAAUAUUUUGUUAGCUUCUUGGGAAGGAAUACAAAACUUACAAAACAACAAAUGACUGAUUUUGAUGAAUUUAAAAAAUCAUUGGAAAUUUCUCAAGAUCAUGAUUUCAUUAAUUUUAAUUGUUCAACGAAUAAUAAAUGUUUUACCAAGGAAGAGCGUCUUGAAAUUUAUAAACAAAGCACUUUUGCAAUAAUUAUUCCAGAUGAGGAUUCGUUUCAAGAAAAUUUUUAUGAAUCUCUCGAGGCUGGAGCAAUCCCAGUAAUUUGUUCCCUCCACACAAUUUUGCCUUUUGAUGAAUUUGUUGAUUGGAAAUUGGCAACAAUUAAAAUUCCACCUAGUCGCUUUCCUGAAUUACAUUUUAUUUUGCGCUCAAUUGCCGUUCAAGAUUUGCUAGAAAUGAAGAGGAAAGGACGUUUUUUCUUUGAGAAUUUAUUGGCAGAUGUAAGAGUUUUGACACGUUCAAUAAUUUCUUUAAUGCGUUUCCGGCUUCAAAUGCCAGAUAAUGAUGAGGCUAUUCAUUCAAGUAUUCCACUCUACAAAACAAAAAAUGAUUCUAUUUGGGACUAUCCUUCAUUUAUUUCAACUGCAACAAAGCCUCCUUAUGAUGAUGAAUAUUUGGGACCUUCCGAAAUGCCUGUAAUGUCACCACAAUAUGCACAUAAUUUUACAACUUUUAAUUUGCAUAACUACAAAUUAUGGAAUGAUUUCCCUUUUGCAACUUCAAAUUCUCUCAAAUUUAUGCCCAACGACUUUCCUAUGCCUUCUGACUCAGAAUUUAAUGAAGAUGUUAGUUUUGGAAUGCGUCCAAUAUUACCUGGUUCUGGGGUUGAAUUUUCAAAAGCAAUUGGUGGCAAUAAAAGGAGAGAACAUUUUACAAUAAUAAUAACAACAUACAAUCGUGAACAAAUUUUAUCGAACACAUUAGAACGUCUUAUUGGAUUGCCUUACUUAAAUAAAGUUAUUGUUAUAUGGAAUGAUUUUAAAAGAUUUCCAACAUUGUCUGCAUGGCCUAGAUUGCGUGUGCCUCUUUUAUUCAUUAAUGGAACAAGAAAUUCAUUAAAUAAUCGAUUUAUUCCGUACAAGGAAAUUGAAACGGAAGCAAUACUUUCAAUUGAUGAUGACCUUGAUUUGAAACAAUAUGAAAUUAUUUUUGCUUUUAGAGUUUGGCGUGAACAAAGGGACCGAAUUGUUGGUUUUCCUGCGCGUUAUCAUGCACGAUUUGGCGAUACAGUUAAUUAUGAUAGCAAUCAUACUUGUCAGUUUAACAUGAUUUUGACUGGAGCAGCAUUCUUACACAUUUUUUAUCUACACGCCUACACUUAUCACAUGCCUCAAAUUAUUCGUGAUAAAGUGGAUGAAUGGACAAACUGUGAGGAUUUGGCAAUGAAUUUCCUCGUGUCACACCUUUCCAGAAAACCUCCAAUAAAGACCACAAGCAAGUGGACUUUAAGGUGUCCAACAUGCAAAGAAAGUUUGUCAAAUAAUUUAUAUUAUUUUGAUGAGAGGCAUAAAUGUAUUCAAUUUUUCAUCAAAGUUUAUGGCUACAACCCACUUCUUUUCAGUCAGUUCAGGGCAGAUUCAGUGCUUUUCAAAACAAGAGUUCCUUCAAAUCAUCAAAAAUGUUUUAGAUACGUGUAAAAAUUUU